This is a messenger RNA of Morus notabilis, 845 nucleotides long. Its product is annotated as trigger factor. NCBI's taxonomy places the organism in Eukaryota, Viridiplantae, Streptophyta, Magnoliopsida, Rosales, Moraceae. The transcript is spliced from 3 exons. Bases 74 to 580 code for a protein of 168 amino acids. The record is from RefSeq and is a predicted model, not a curated record.
AUUUUUCUUUAAUUUUUUUUUUCCUGUGUUUGUUAUUGUGUUUUUGUGUGUUUUGAGCUUCAUUUUUGCAGCAAUGGAGGUGGGUUUGUGCUUCCCUGGAGAGAUGAGGUCUGUCUUGGAAGCUAUGGUGGUUGAGUCUGUUCUCGCCGCUGGGAACUCCCUUGCUCUGCUUCUCAUGACGAUUGGUUCACUGUUGAAUGGCGUCAACGUGUCAUCAAAACUAACGGCAAUUGAUGGAAGGUUUCCUUUUGAAGAACUUCACAAAUUGAAACGGCCUGUUCAAGAAAACAAAGAUUUUAGUGAGACGGAGGAUGACGACGACGACGACGACGAAGACGACGCUAAUGAUCCUGUUGACGACGGAGGUGAUGAGGACUUCUCGGGUGAAGAAGGGGAGGAAGAAGCGGAUCCUGAGGAUGAUCCCGAAGCCAACGGUGAUGGAAGUGAUGAUGAUGAUGAGGAUGAGGAUGAUGAUGAUGGCGAUGAGGAUGAGGAUGAGGAGGGAGAGGAUGAGGAGGAAGAUGAGGAUGAGGAUGAGGAUGAAGAGACUCCCCAGCCACCCUCAAAAAAGAGGAAGUGAGAAUCCUAGUAAUUGUAGCGUUGGAAAUUAAUCUGUUAGCUUGCAUAGGGUAGAAAAGUAUUUCCUUCUGAAUGAACUCGUAGUAGUGAUUAGCUGUUAUAUAGCGUCAUCUCUGAGGAAUUAAUGAACUGGUUCGGUUGUUUUUCUGUUUAUCAAGUGUUAGGCUCAUCUUUCUGUUAGGGGUUGUUUGUGAGUGCAUCUCAAAAAUGAUUUAUUCAUUUGCUAGGAGAAGAAACAAUUUUUUAUCCCUAAAUCAUAUUUAUGU